GAUGUAAAUAAAAAAGUUUGUGGAAAAUAAUAAAGAAAAAAAUAAUAAUAAUAAUGUCUUUGGUGGCUUAUGAUGCUAGCAGUGGCGAGGAAUCCGAUUAUGAGGAUGAGAAGGCUCCAAAAGCUAUUAUUGUAGAAAAACCAUCUAUAAAAACUACACUUGUGCAACAACAGGAUAAAGUUUCUGCCACCAAUGGCCAUAUAAGUGAUGAGGAUGAUGACUUUAUUCCACCUGCCGAAGAAAAUGAAAAGGAAUUUGUUAAUAACCUAUCAAAGCUUUUGCCUAAACCAAAAAAUAAUAUAAAUCUAGCAGAUAUUCUGGAAAACUUUGCCAAACCCACCUUUACUGCGUUACCCACCCCAAAAGCCGUCAGCGCACAAGUGGAUAUUGAAGAAGAUGAUGAUGAGUUUCUGCAUAAGAAACCCAGUCAGGAAAUAAUUGAGAAGCCCAAUAAAAAUAUUGAAGUUAAGAAAAUGCCCGUCAAAAUUACUAUACCAUCUUUGAGAAAUUUCCAAGAUGUUGAAAAAGAAAUGGCAGAUAAAGCUAAAAACAAAUCGGCCAUAAAUCAAACAAGAACUUCAGGUUCAUCAGGACUGUUAAGUAUAUUGCCAAAGGCGAAGUCAGAGCAAAAUUUCGCAAAAGUUGCCAACACUACCAGUGGAGAAAACAAAACCACAACUGCUAAUAACGCAGUAAAGCCAACAAUGCCUGCUUUCGUACCUGACGCAGUAAAACACAGACGCCCGGCCACCAACACGGAAGACGUCGAUAGAAUCAAACCAAUUAAAAAAAAGUUACUCAAUCAAACAACUAAAACUCAAGCUUCAAAUAACAAAAAUGCCGAUAGUGAUGAAAGUGGUGAUGAUGACAACACAGACACCGGUAUUGGUGACUUUUUCUCCUUUAACACCGACCAAAGUCUUCCAGAAGUUUCAGCCACAGAAAUUAAUGCCUUAGUCGCCAAGAAGGCUGCAAAAAUGGUUGAGACUACAACAAAAUUUCUGAAGGCAUCCGAAGUUCGAAGUUCAAAUGAAGUGGAGGAAAUGCAAGUUGAUGAACAAGAAUUAGAGGCAUCUAGAAAACGUUAUCACCAGGAACAGCAGUUGCAUCCAGAAGCUUUACAGGCCUUAGUCGGCGGCAGUACAAAACGAAGACGUCAGCAACAGACAGACAUUCAAGUCAUUGACAUAAAUAGCUCGCAGGUGUUGCCCAAUAAAGAUGAAUGGAUGCGAACAGCCUUGGCUUCAUCGACGACCUAUCAACCUACUGGUGUAUUGGUUGAUGAGGAGCCUGCAACGGGUACUAGACGCAAACAUCAAAUUACAUAUUUGGCUCACAAGGCGAAGGCGAAUGAGGCCGAAUUGCAAGCGAUGUGGUCCGCGAAUCGUCAAAAUAGGCGGGCUACUCAGAACAAAUAUGGUUUUUAAAUUGGUUUUUUUAUAUAUUUUCCUUUAGUAUUUAAAUAAAAUAAGACAUUUUGCAAAUACUUCUUUAACUUACAAAAUGUUUAGGUAAAUAUGCAAACUUGUACUAAAUCAUAAUCUGA
Calliphora vicina (urban bluebottle blowfly) is the source of this 1546-nucleotide messenger RNA. RefSeq lists its product as uncharacterized. The transcript has a single exon. Lineage: Eukaryota; Metazoa; Arthropoda; Insecta; Diptera; Calliphoridae. The record is from RefSeq and is a predicted model, not a curated record. Bases 54 to 1427 code for a protein of 457 amino acids. Gene Ontology annotation, cellular component: nucleus.